Salvelinus sp. IW2-2015 is the source of this 2491-nucleotide messenger RNA. RefSeq names its product protein arginine methyltransferase 7 (gene prmt7). Gene Ontology annotation, biological process: peptidyl-arginine methylation. NCBI's taxonomy places the organism in Eukaryota, Metazoa, Chordata, Actinopteri, Salmoniformes, Salmonidae. The record is from RefSeq and is a predicted model, not a curated record. Gene Ontology annotation, molecular function: protein-arginine omega-N monomethyltransferase activity.
UUUCUAUUGGACACAUUCAGGUAGUUUCCGCCCAUUUUGUACUGUUUGAGAAACGUUUUCCAACAGAAUUCACGGAGUGAAUACACCCCAAUUGACAUUCCGGGGGAGAAAACAUGUCUGCCCCCGUUAAAGCAAUGCUGCCAUAAUCCAAUUUGGUAGGGAUUAGUGUAAAAACGGUAUUAUUCUGGAAUACAAUAUAUUAUAUUGAAUCAAAAACGCGGCAUCGGAAUCGAUAUAUAGCUACCGUAAUGAAGACUUUCUGCGGACGUGCCAACCCGGCCACAGGCGCGUUGGAUUGGGUCGAGGAGAGUGAGGAGUAUGACUACCAUCAAGAGAUUGCCAGGUCCUGCUAUGCUGAUAUGCUGCACGAUCACGAUAGGAAUGAGAAGUACUACCAGGGCAUCAGGGCUGCUGUGAGCAGAGUGAAGGCACGGGGUGAGAAAGUCAUCGUUCUAGACAUUGGCACUGGAACAGGACUGCUGUCCAUGAUGGCUGUCACAGCUGGGGCUGACUACUGCUAUGCUGUAGAGGUUUUCAAGCCCAUGGCAGACGCUGCUUUCCGAAUAGUGAAGAAAAAUGGCUUCUCAGACAAGAUCAAGAUCAUCAAUAAACACUCUACAGAAGUGACAGUUGGACUAGAUGGAGACAUGCAGACUCGAGCCAACAUCCUCAUCACAGAGCUGUUUGACACUGAACUAAUUGGAGAGGGAGCCUUACCCAGCUAUGAACACGCUCAUCUCAAACUGGUCCAGGAGGGCUGUGAGGCUGUGCCCCACCGUGCCACAGUGUAUGCCCAGCUAGUGGAGUCAGAGCAGUUGUGGAGUUGGGCACAGUUACAACCCAUGGAGGUGGAUGGUCGCAAACUGCUACCUCCUCCCGCUGUAAGCCACUGUGCUGGAGCCCACUCGGUCUGUGACAUCCAGCUCAGCCAGGUGCCCCCUAACCGCUUCACACCACUAGGGCCUCUCUGCACCAUGUUCAGUGUGGACUUCAGUAAGCCAGUGAGCAGUGCUCCUCAGUCCCACUCCUCCAGCUUCCUAGCUCAGUCCAGUGGCCGGGCUCAGGUGGUCCUCUCCUGGUGGGACAUAGACAUGGACCCCAGCGGCUCCAUCGUGUGUUCCAUGGCUCCCAGCUGGACCUACCCAGACCCUCAGUCUGCUCCUUGGCGGGAUCACUGGAUGCAGAGUGUCUACUUCCUUCCUGUGGAGAGGAGGGUGGCAGAGGGAGAGGAACUCAGCCUUACUGUCUCCCAUGACGACUACAGCCUGUGGUACAGCCUACAGCCAGACGGUCAACAGGGCACAUUGAGUGAGGCACCACCUUGUCGGCCAUGUUGCGUCUGUCAGGCUCACCUGGUGUGGACACGCACACGCUUCGGGGAGCUCAAUGACCGCCAGCGCACACAGAGCUACGUCAGAGCUCUACGCAGUGUUGUAAAACCAGACAGCGUGUGCGUAGGGGUCAGUGAUGGGAGUCUGUUACCCAUCUUCGCUCACAUGCUUGGAGCUAAGAAGGUGUUCAGUUUGGAAAACUCUGGAAUGUUGAAGCAGGUCAUUGAACAAGUGCUGAAUGCCAACUCCAUGAGAGGAGGAGUUCAGAUUCUGGGGAUUCGUCCUGACCAGCUGUCCAGUACUGACCUGGCGGGGGAACAGAUAUCAGUGUUGAUAGGUGAGCCCUACUUCAGCACCAGUCUUCUGCCCUGGCACUCCCUGUACUUCUGGUACUGUCGUACUGCCCUGGUCCGUCUGCUGACACCCACUGCCACCAUCUUGCCUUGCUCUGCCAUUCUGUGCAUGGUCGCUGUGGAGUUUCAGGAUCUGUGGAGGAUAAGAGCUCCUUGUGGUACAUGUGAAGGCUUUGAUGUUGGACCUAUGGAUGAGAUGGUUCAGUCUCUGGAUUUCCGUGAGUCCCAUGAGGCCGAGCCACAGCCUCUAUGGGAGUACCCGUGUCGGGCCCUGACCCAGCCCAGAGCUGUCAUGACCUUUGACUUCCUACAGUGUGUUCCUGAACAGCCAAUCAGAUGUCAGGGAUCACUACCAUUUACGAGGAGGGGACGUUGCCAUGGUGUGGCCCUGUGGAUGGAGUACCAACUGAAUGAUGACAUCAAAGUUAGCAUGGGCCUGACAAGACCAGUCAGUGAAGAGGGUGCCUGUGAAUGGAGUCUCCAUCGGAAACAAGGCGUGUACUUCUUCAGGUCCCCAUGGGAGAGCUCAGGGGAUGGAAGGGCCUCAGUGUCUUAUAGUUUCACCUUUGAACCCAGCAUUGGGGAUAUCAAAAUGGACUUCACAGUUGCCUCACAGUGAUCUGUAGUGGUACACAUGAAACUGGACAUCUCUGGGUUGGCUUCUAUAAAGAGGACAGACAUUGCAAAUACAGACCCAAAUUACUCUAGUAAAACCAAAUACUGAUGGAUGGUGUUUGUUUUAUACUGUAUUCUUGUGCUUUUAAGUUUGAAAGUGAAUAUAUAAACAGGUCAUGAUUGAAAAAUUGU